AUGGAUGCAGAAACGCUCGUGGAAACCAAAAGAAGCCGUGCAUGCAGUAAUUGUGAUGAAACCGACGACUGGGUGAGCGAUCUUCCCAAUCCCAUUCUGCACCACAUCCUCUCCUUCCUCGACACCAAAUACACCGUCCAAACCUGCCUCCUCUCGAGGAGGUGGAGAUGCUUGUGGAAAGACGUCCCCGUCCUCAAAUUCAGCGGAUUCUCGUUCCACCACGACGAAGAUUCGGGUUUCGUCAAUCACGUGACCAAGUUUCUUGCACUACGUUUCGACUCCGCCGCGGUUUCCAGCGUGGACAUUGAUUUCGGAUUCGGCAUGCGGGACAAAAAUACCGCUUUCCAACUCAUCGACAGCGUCCUGAAACAUGCUGGUGCGGCAUCCCGUGGUAGCAAUAACCUUCACCACCUGUCCAUUGCCCGUUUUGGUACGGACGAUUCGUACGACGUCGUCGGCCGCAUCAUCGCCUACGGUCAUCACGAGUCUCUCGAGACUCUCAAGUUGGCGGGAUCCGAGAUAAAGGUCGGGUCGUUGGACCGCUUCAGAUUGCUUACAUCACUCGAACUCAGCGAUUGUUGUUUUUGCUCCACCGAGGAGGAGUCGUCGUCGCUCGAGCUCGAUCCUUUCUCGAAUCUCCCUCGUUUGAGUUAUCUCAAGGUGAUUGAUUGUCGUACGUCGUCGAAAAAUUGGUCGUUCGUGGUGUCGUCGGGCACCCAGCUGCUGGACCUCGAAGUUCGUGUGGCUCGUGAUCACAUGAAGGAUUUUGACCUGGUCGAUCGAGGUUUCUGCGCCGAAACUUGA
Linum tenue is the source of this 804-nucleotide messenger RNA. The record is from the annotation of a GenBank genome assembly. Lineage: Eukaryota; Viridiplantae; Streptophyta; Magnoliopsida; Malpighiales; Linaceae.